This is a messenger RNA of Micropterus salmoides (largemouth bass), 784 nucleotides long. RefSeq names its product small integral membrane protein 26-like. The transcript is spliced from 2 exons. Bases 208 to 516 code for a protein of 102 amino acids. Gene Ontology annotation, cellular component: mitochondrion. Lineage: Eukaryota; Metazoa; Chordata; Actinopteri; Centrarchiformes; Centrarchidae. The record is from RefSeq and is a predicted model, not a curated record.
GUCAAUUUCUUGACAAUGAAAAAACGUGUGAUAUGAACUGGUGAUAUUGCUCUUUAUUUAGCUAUAAACAUACUUGACUUCCGGAAGUCUGUAGGCUAUCAUUUGUUUUUCCGUUUUGGCUGUCAUGGCGGCGCCCUGAGUGCAGCAGCUCUACAGAAAUCCCAACACCUUUGCAUCAAGAGACAAACAAAACAGCGGGCUGCAGUCAUGACGUUCAAAGAUAUGAUGAAGUGGAACACAAGAGUGUCUGCAGCGUACGCUGUCGGCAUCUGGACCCUGAUAGGUUCAUACGCGUUCUUCAGAUACACGGGUCGUUUUGAGGACACGCCAGGUGAGGGAGUGAAAAAAGAAGAAGCGGCGCAAGAGCUAGAAAUUCCAAAUGAAGUAGUUUACCAGACUGCUCACACCAAAACUCUCAUCACCUACAAGAAGGAUUUUGUCCCGUACAGCACAAGGAUCUACAAUUUCAUCAAAUCCUUCAGUAGUGAACCAGGAAGUGGAGACGGUGGACAGUAGCUGCACCAGUGCAAAGGACAAAGGACAUAAAGAUUUGCUCGUGUGGACUAUGAAUUUAUGUGUGAGAACAUGAAAUUCCAGUGUGCUAUCACCUGUCCAGGUCUGAGGGAGCUGCCGUUGUGUUUGGACGCUAAUGGACUAACAAAAAUAUUGUCAACUGUCAAAAGUAGUCAUCAUAAUUCCUGUCAUCUUCAUCUGCAUCAUUGUCCACAAUAUAAAGAUGCCACAACUACUGUGUAUCUUUAAAUAAACUCUUGUUUUAACAUAC